AUGAAUGUUCCAUGCAAAUGGGAUGUGCACGGCCAUGGAACUCCGGAGUACGUAGUCAAAUAUGGAACAGCAACUCAACUUGUCGAAGAGUUACAAAAUGAAAUUGAUACGGAAACAUUUAAAACUGAGAACAAAAUUGUGAUAGAGAAGGAGCAGAUGUGGUGUUGCUACAGAAUAUGCAAAAAUUUACCAGAUACACACAAUGUUCAAUAUCUAAAUACGUUUCUGUUCAUUCAAUCAUUGGAUGAUUCGAAAAUAAGCGUAAAUACUCUGUCAACAAAAUUUCAGAUGAGAAUUUGCGUGCGCCAAAAAUAUCGAGAUAGUCUUCAAAUUGCGAUAGACGCGGCAAGUUAUAAUUUGCUUCGUCAAAUAGAAAGGGACACGAUCAAAGUAGAUUUAAAAAAUGCAAAAUACAUUAAGGAAUUAUCAUCACUUGUUUGUUGCUUUUGGGCCUUUAUAAAGCUGCCGAUCAGCAUGAAACAAAUCUCUGAAAAAGACAGAAAGGCCAUAGAAAUUGAUUUUGAAGAGAUUCAUUUGACAAUUAAGUUACCUCUUGACAUCGACUGCUAUUCUUCAGCCAUUCGAGUUAUUUGGCUAAGCUACGACUAUUUUUCCGAUCAGUCGGCAUCUUUUCAUAUACCGGAACUACCAGAUAAAUACCAAAUGAAAAUGGAUUUAUUAGAUUUCUGCAUUUCCGAAAGCAAUUACCUUCAUGAAAUGCGGGAAGAACAGAAGGAUACUCGUGUGCAACGAUUAGCUGAGAAAAAAGCGCUGAUCAAGCGUAUAUUAAAUCCGCCCACGAAUGAGUCAACCGCAGGAUCGAAAUCAUCGAAGCGCAAGAAACACAAAGAAAAAUCAAAUUCCGAUUUCAUGCCACCAAUCGAGGCUGGGCCGGAAACAAACUUAGCUAACCCAGAGGAAGUUAUCGCGCAUCAUGAAGAUGAAACGAAGAAAGAAAGAAGACGCUUAUUUUUUACGAAAUGUAAAAAAACAGAAGUAAAUUUACGUAAAUACAUAAUUUUAGGAGGGCAUUAUCAAAUUGCUCUAAUAAAUCAACCGCCACAGCCGAAAGAUUUCCGUCGAGACAUUUCUCUUACAACUCUGCAGUUACCGAACCAACUUGAAUUUAUCAAGUUUUCAAGACCUUAUAAAGCUCCACCAACUGCGCCAGAGUCCGAAAGAACACCAGAAAUCAUUGAGGCCGAAAUGAAAGCUUUGGAGGCAUCGAUGGAGGCACUCAUCCUUGUCACUCUUAAGCUACCGGAAACCAAAUUGUGGUUCGAGCCACCGCUAGUUGCACAUUGGUUAUCAGAUGAAAAGAUAUGGUCCACGGAGGAUGUACAUGACAUUAAAUACAACGAAGAGAAGCAAACGAUUACCUUUCGCACUGGCAAGUUCGGCAUUCACGGUCUAGUAGCCUACCGCUUUAUCAAUUUACCCUUCCAAAGUUGGGAGCUAAAGCCAGAGGCAGAUAAAAAUGGUAACGGCGUCAUACUCAGUAUCACCGGCGCCAUUAUUCAGCUGGAAUUUCUUAUAAGGGAAGAUAUGGUCUGUUUAAAUUCAGUAGUGGGUGCAGCGCAUAAGGUCUUUGAAAAUAUUGAAGGAGAGUUUAUCAGACUUCACAAAUUAAUCGAUACAUUACGAAGAAUGGGAUGCGAUUUCUUCCCCGAGCAAGAUGCCGCGAGCUACAUCAAAGGAAUUUCUGUGAAGCAUCCAAUAGCCGUAGCUCAUCUGCUGCAGUGCAUGGGUUUGGUGUCCACCGCCUAUUCAUUUUCAUGGUCGAGAUGGAAUGCGACACGAGGAUAUCGUGAUAUAGUUGUGCAAAUAAAAGAAAUCCACGGUUUUGUAGCUAAGCAGAAAUCUAACGCAAUACUCCUGGUAACGCCAUUCCAUACUUCGGUUGUUAAUUGUUCAGAAGUCAGCACAGAAUUCUGUAGUGAUCCAGCGGAUGAAAAAGAUUACUAUUAUGCUGAUGUAUACCAAUAUGCACUUAAGAAUGCUGGGAUAAAAAGUCAACUAGCCAUAAAAGAUAUUUCAUUUAAGUUAUCCAUUACAGUUACGAAACUUUUGGAAGCGACCAAUAUUAUCAAUAUGUCCGCUUAAAGUUAAUCAAAUGAUGAUAAAAUUAAAUUUUCCGUAC
Molecule: messenger RNA, 2140 nt
Organism: Ceratosolen solmsi marchali
Lineage: Eukaryota; Metazoa; Arthropoda; Insecta; Hymenoptera; Agaonidae
Product: axonemal 84 kDa protein
Exons: 13
Coding region: 1-2103 (700 amino acids)
Cellular component (GO): axoneme
Molecular function (GO): microtubule binding; beta-tubulin binding
Source: RefSeq, a predicted model, not a curated record